AUGAAGCUAUUCGCAGCAAUCCUCCUUUUGGUGUUUUCAGCUCCAGCUGUCUCGCUGUCCAGACUUGACUACAAACCCUUCGAUCUCAGCGGCACAGGACGCAAAGGAUGGUCCAGGAUGGGUCAACCAAUCCGGGUAUCAGAAAUCGUAAACUGCACCGCGGAAAGAGCCAAAGAAAACGGCGAUUGCAAAGGAAACUGCAAUAUACAGCGCUAUAGAAUGGGAAUCAUCGCCAACGCAACUAUCAACAGCACUGACGGCGCAACCCAUCAAGCACCAGCUCCAGUAAACCUCAAUACUUCCAUGACAAACAAAAAGGCCAUUAUCAAAGCUCUCAAAAAGGAUGCAGGGCCACUGGAAAACGUCACUCUGGACAGACUCGUCGUGCUGCCGUUUACUGCCCCCUUUAACGCAACGCUAAACGGGACUUAUGGGUGCUGGGCAUUUACGCCUGCAAUGCAGUGCUGGCGAGGAUAUCCGAAAGACUGUGAUGGCGAUUUGGAGGAGGACUUGGACGGUUAUCCGGCUGUGGUGUGCGGCUUUAGGCUUAAGAGCGAUGGGACGGAUGGGAAUGGAACUUUGUGUGAAGGCAAUGCCAGUUUCGUGGAGAGGAACUCAUAUGUCCGCAUUACGUUGAAGUCUUGUAUCAACUCACAGAGCCUUCUCACGCAUGCCACUGUUUACAAGCAUAAUGUGCCGACGCAUGUGGAUACUACUCAAACCUCACGCCGCUUUAGAGAAGAGUGCGCUAAGCUUCACAGUAGUUCACUGACAUGGCCUUAA
Messenger RNA from Fusarium oxysporum Fo47, 783 nucleotides. RefSeq lists its product as uncharacterized. The transcript is spliced from 2 exons. Bases 1 to 783 code for a protein of 260 amino acids. The record is from RefSeq and is a predicted model, not a curated record. NCBI's taxonomy places the organism in Eukaryota, Fungi, Ascomycota, Sordariomycetes, Hypocreales, Nectriaceae.